Symbiodinium sp. CCMP2592 is the source of this 1167-nucleotide messenger RNA. The record is from the annotation of a GenBank genome assembly. Lineage: Eukaryota; Dinophyceae; Suessiales; Symbiodiniaceae.
AUGGCAUCCUUCCAGUCUCUGCUGCUGCAGCCCAGCUGCUCUCGGCUUCAGACCGCCCACACUGGGGAAUUUGAUCUGGAGCUCCAGCCUCGCGACGGCCCGCCCAUUCCAUGUCAUGCGAGCCUGCUUCGUGCACGGUGCCCUCUCUUGCAGAUCGAGGGGCCCUGCAUUUCCGUUGAUGAAGACCACGAGGUGAUCUCCGUGCUGCUCGAGUGGGUCUACUGCGAGAAGAUUCACUUCCCUGGCGCUGAGGGCUCCGUGGGCCUGGGCCUCGCGGAGCGCACGCUUCGCCUGGCCGCGAAGCUCGGGCUCCGGGAUGCCCUGGCUUUGCGCGAGCGCCUGUAUGGAAACUGGCGACGGCGCAGCUCCGGAUGUUUGUCUCAGGACUUGGUUCGGAGCUUCCGUGAGCACUCCCUCGACAACCUUUGGUUCCUUUGCAGCGAGCCCGGUGCCAACCAAGACUGCAAAGCAGUCUAUGGUGGUUUUCUACCUGUGCUCCUCCAAGCCUCCAGCUAUUUUGCGGCCAUGCUGUCGGGAAAGUGGGCCGAGACUGCACAUGAGCAAGUGAAGGUUGGCUGGCCGGCCGACGAGUUUGAGCGGCUCUUGGAGUUCUUGCAUGGGGGCCGAGACUUCAUCCGGGAUGCCCAGGACCUGGAGAAGGCUUUGCGGUGUGCCGACUUCUUUGGCCUUCCUUUGCUGGUUGUUCACGCGAAUCAGUGGAUUGCAGACCACCUUGACUCGAAAAAUGGUUCCCAGCUUUGGAACUUCGUGGACAGCGAACCCCGACUGCGCCUGAAACAAAUCCAGGACUCUGGUUUACAUGCAGACUUCUUCGUGGAUGCGGAGGAUGCCUGCUUUGACUUCCAUGUUCGGGAGUUCCUGGCCUUGGCUUGGCCGGAUGCGGAUUCGGAGGCAGAUGAAGACUGCUGGGUCCCGUUGCAUGACCUGUCUCCUUCGCUGAUGCAGCGACUGCUGCGCAGUGGAUCUUUGGAUGUCAGUACCGAGCGAUUGAAGGCCAUUGUCCUGCGCUAUGCGCGUGCAAAGUGGGACAAGUCAUUGGCCAAGGUGCAUGCCAAGCAGAUGAUGCCGCCCAACGUGCUUUUCAAUAGGGACAUCCGUGAUCAGCUGUUGGGCGGCGUGACGAUGUCCAUCCGUGCUGUCCUGUAG